CUUAAUCUCCAAUCAAAAAAUUGAACAGAAGCUGAUAUCUUAAAGAGCAUUUUGAUCUCGUCGAUAAGGUGUUCGUCGAAAGGUCAUGGAAUCACUAACCAAGGACAUGCAGAGGGUGCUCAACUUCCCAGAUCAGAUGGAGAAGAUGUUGCAACCGCCGACCCGUCGCUACGUCAAGAACGCCAAGGCCAUCUUCCGCACACCCGCUGACAUCUUCGAGCAUCCCACUUACUACUCCUUCGUCCUCGACAUGCCUGGCCUUGAAGUCAACAACAUCAAGGUGAAGGUAGAGAAUGGGAUUUUACAUGUGGCAGGGAAGAAGAAGAAGAAGGCUACUGCAGCAGGGACAGAGGGCGAAGAGGUGAAGCCCAUCAGAAUUGAGAGGAGGAGAGCAAGGUAUUUGAGGAAAUUCACGCUGCCUCAUGAUGCACAGCAAGAGGAUGUGAAAGCCACUUACAGGGAUGGAGUGCUCAUUGUGAAUGUUGCGAAGAAGCCCAUGGAAGAGACAGCUAAGCCCAAGACUGUUUCGAUCCCUGUCUCUUAAAAAAUUGGGUUACUUUUGAGAGAGAUUUAUUGACAUUCACAA
Molecule: messenger RNA, 586 nt
Organism: Telopea speciosissima
Lineage: Eukaryota; Viridiplantae; Streptophyta; Magnoliopsida; Proteales; Proteaceae
Product: 17.6 kDa class II heat shock protein-like
Exons: 4
Coding region: 86-544 (152 amino acids)
Biological process (GO): response to heat; protein folding; protein complex oligomerization
Source: RefSeq, a predicted model, not a curated record